This is a messenger RNA of Zalophus californianus (California sea lion), 3207 nucleotides long. It is a transcript of the gene OGFRL1, whose product is annotated as opioid growth factor receptor like 1. The record is from RefSeq and is a predicted model, not a curated record. Gene Ontology annotation, molecular function: opioid growth factor receptor activity. Gene Ontology annotation, cellular component: membrane. The coding region runs from base 30 to 1391 and encodes 453 amino acids. NCBI's taxonomy places the organism in Eukaryota, Metazoa, Chordata, Mammalia, Carnivora, Otariidae. The transcript has 8 exons.
GCAGCCCCGCGCCCGCCGCCGCCUCUUCAAUGGGCAACCUGCUCGGCGGGGUCAGCUUCCGCGAGCCCACCACCGUGGAGGACUGCGACUCCACCUGGCAGACGGACUCGGAGCCCGAGCCCGAGGAGCCGGGGCCGGGCGGCGGCGGCGGCGAGGGCCCGGGGCAGGAGCCCGAGCAGCCUGCGCAGCCCCCGGAGCGAGUCGGCGGGCGGCCCCGCGCCGGCCCCGCGCCGGACGAAGACGCCGAGGCGGCGGGCGCCGAGCAGGGUGGUGAUGCCACUGAAGCAACUGCCAAACCAAAGAGAAGCUUUUAUGCUGCGAGGGAUCUGUACAAAUAUCGACAUCAGUACCCACAGAACUUCAAAGAUAUCCGAUAUCAAAAUGACUUGAGCAAUCUUCGUUUUUAUAAGAAUAAAAUUCCAUUUAAGCCAGAUGGUGUUUACAUUGAAGAAGUUCUAAAUAAGUGGAAAGGAGAUUAUGAAAAGCUGGAGCACAACCACACUUAUAUUCAAUGGCUUUUCCCCCUGAGAGAACAAGGCUUGAACUUUUAUGCUAAAGAAUUAACUACAUAUGAAAUUGAGGAAUUCAAAAAAACAAAAGAAGCAAUUAAAAGAUUCCUCCUGGCUUAUAAGAUGAUGUUAGAAUUUUUUGGAAUAAAACUGGUUGAUAAAACUGGAAAUGUUGCUCGGGCCGUUAACUGGCAGGAGAGGUUUCAGCAUCUGAAUGAGUCCCAGCACAACUAUUUACGAAUCACUCGUAUUCUUAAAAGCCUCGGUGAGCUUGGAUAUGAAAGUUUUAAGUCUCCUCUUGUAAAAUUUAUUCUUCAUGAAGCUCUUGUGGAAAAUACUAUUCCCAAUAUUAAACAGAGCGCUCUGGAGUAUUUUGUUUAUACGAUUAGAGACAGGAGAGAGAGGAGAAAGCUCCUACGUUUUGCCCAGAAACAUUAUACGCCUUCAGAGAAUUUUAUCUGGGGGCCACCGAGGAAAGAACAGUCAGAGGGAAGCAAAGCCCAGAAAAUGCCUGCCCCUCCCACCUCUGGUCAUAUCAGUCAAACUUCUAUGCACAAAAAAUCCAAGGACUCCAAAAAUUCCUCCUCAGCUGUUCAUUUAAAUAGCAAAACGGCGGAAGAAAAAAAGGCGGCACCUGGAGGGCCUGGAGAAGAGACAGACAGGCCGGGCGCCGAGCCCAGCAGUGAAGCUACCAAGCCUGGAAACACAGAGGACGGUAAGGCCGAAAACUCGAAUUCUGACCCGGAAAAAACAGGCACCAAUCCCACAGAGAGGAAGGAGGGUGCAGCGCCCGCUGAGAACAAGGAAGAAGGUGAAACUCCUAACAAAGACUGUGAAGAUCCUGGAACUGCAGGUUCCCCUGGUGAGGGACAAUUACAGUGAAUUAUGAGAGACCGCACACCCCAGCAGUAGGCAUGAUGGGUCCUCAGAGCUUCCUCUGAAUCAUGAGGGUGUUGAGCCCCAUUAUCCCUGACUUCUGAAGAAGGUGGACUGCCUUGGACUCCAUACACAAUUUUAAUAGGUAUCAAUUUUCACAAAAUAUCUGUUAUAAUUUGCUACCAUUUUGUAGUUGUUUAGGAAAUUGUGAGCAAUUAGACACCUGCUAUGUAAAUUGUAGCUGAAUCUUUAUCUUGGGAAACAUUGAAAUACCAUUUCCGCCCACCCCUCCUCCCAGUUCUUCAAUCAAAAAUUCUUUUGAGUUGUUCUUUCAUAGGUAAAUAUUAAAAAGUUUUUAUAAAAUGACUCAGUGUAUUUUAAAAAUGAACUGAAAGGGAAAAGACAUUGAUGCCUACUUGUUACACUGAAAGACCUUGUUUAAAAAAAAAUUAGAAACCUUAUGAAAAUAUAUUUAAGCUAUGAAGUUUAUCAUAUUUUCAUUUUUAAAUUAUAGCAGAGUUUAUGGAACAGUUUACUUUUUAAAUUGUAGCAGAAUUUAUGGAACAAUUUACAUUUACAUUACGGAGAGAUUAGUUAUAUAAUAAUCUUGGUCCUAAGAAAUGUUCAAGUUCUGUACUCACUGGUCAAAUGGUCAUUAUUUUUUUCAGUGCUAAGAGAUUUAGUUUCAGGUAAAGAAAAGGAAAACACAAAUGGAACAAAAGAUUAAAAACAGUAACAAGAAACUUACCACAGAAAUAAAGAUAUAACCAAUGAUGUGUCUGUACAAGUGACAGAAUUGUUGGGAGCAGAUGAGCUGUACAAGCUUUAUGGUGGGGAUAUGAUUUCAGAAUUAGCUCUAUGUUAUUUGUGCCCAGGAGAUUAGGGAUUGGUGUGCAAACAGAAUCCCAUUAAUACUCUCAUCUGAACCAUGACUUCCACCUACUCCACAGUAGACUGAAACCUUUCAGUAGAUAGAAGUAGGCAAAUAAUCAGAUACUAAGUUUAAUUUCUUUGCCAGUGUGUUUCAACAGUUGGUGGUUUUACUAACCAGAAAUUAAACUGAGGGACUGGCUGAGAUAGGAUUCAGUAAUAAGGUUGUCUAGAUAUGAAGUAACUAUCUCCCACAGGAGAGUUGACAGCAUAUUGUGCGGCGUUACAAUUAAGAGAUGAGAGCAAAGCAUUAGCUUAUCAUUUGAUAAGCAUUUUUUUUUCAUUUUUAUAAAAAGACCAAUGACUCACUUUUCCUAAAUAAGCUAUUGGCCUUUCAUUAGUAUUACCUAAGAAGAUAGAUGGCCAACUGGGUCCUGGCACUAUUUUCACCUUGGAAACUACUGUGUCCUUUGUAUGUUAAGUAUUUCAGGAAAAUGGGAAGGAUUCUGAAAAGGCUGUGUGUUACUUCCCACGUAAGCUCUCACUGUCCAGCAGCCACCGGCCCUUCUCUGUGCUCCGUAUCCUAUUGCAGUAUGAAUUACAGGAUGCUGUGCCUGUCUGUUAGUACCAAUACCGUGUGUGGGGUAGGGGUUGUAACCAGUCUCUGGAUGUGUAUGGUACUAUGAAACACUUUAUAAUUCUAUAGUUGUAUGGCGGUGUUAAGCCACAAAUGUAUAAAGAACAAUAGUUUCAAUUGCUUACUGCUGUGUUUUAAAAUAUUGUUUCUGAAAUAAUAUAUUUAGAGUUCCUUUAGAGUAAUUAUUUUUAAAAACUAUUGCCAGAUAUCCUGUAAAAUGAACAAAAGCCACUUCAUCUUGGUUAACAUUUUAGCCUUAUGUUAGAGUACAUUAUCUUGAUUUUGCAUGAUUAAAAUAUUUUUGAAGAGCUGGAA